AUGAUUACGCGUUCGAAUCUGGCGGAGCAGCUGAGGGAGUACCAGAUUCGAUCGAAGAACGAUUGGGCUUCCUUCUCCUUCUUCUCCUCCACUGCCAACAUCCCGUCGAGGUAAUUUUCCGCCUCGUUGAUCCCGUCGUUUUUGCCUGUCGUCGUCGUUGUUGCUCUUCUUCUUCUCCAUCGCUGAAUCGUGUUCAGAAUCUGAGGGCUUCACCCGCAUGAGUCGCCAAGGGUCCAUUCUUCUAAUCAUGGGCUGGUGAGGGUUCCUCGAGAUCCCCUGAACCAGCUUCGUCUUCUACCUCUGGCGCGCCAGGACUUUCUGAAGUGCGAGAAUAUUACUGCCAGGAACCUACGCACUUUUUCUGUUGCUAAUCUUGUCCUCGUUCGCCAAGAGAAUUUGUUUAAAUCGAUGAAACAGCUUCGAUAUGUCUUGUGAUCUUGAUUGGCUGCUACUGCGGGGAUUUCCAUUUGCACGGAGAUCUCCGAGAAGAGAUAGAUUGGUGAAUCUCCCGAGAUCUAGCGAUCUAUAACACUAGACUAUAGUGCCUUAGUUGGCUGGCAGAUGAAGAUACUUCGGGCUUCGGGCUAAUUGAGAUCCGUUCUGGUGUCUCCAUCACCGGUGCUCAUUUCUGUGGUCUCCUCCCUAUCCUCGUGAACGGCACAGUUGCGGAAAUAAUUGAGUUCUAUGAGGAUGGACAUAAGAUCUCUCGGAUUUUGUGGUAAAAAGGGAAGACUAUGGAUGGAGAUUGAUGAAAUCGGGAAGAAUCAUUAAUAGGUUUGAGGUGCAAGAAGAAAGAGACGAAGAUGAAUAAUCACCCACUAGAGUUUAAUUUUGUUUAAUUUUCAUUUUUUUCCAUUAAACUGAGAAAUUUACAAAACGUUGUUGAUGAUCUUGAUGAUCCUCAGGGUUGUUUCAUGGCACUUCCCCUGUGGUGGUUUAGGGUUUUUCUUUAAUGAUAAGAUUGCAUGUUGCUGAACUAAAUCGAUAAAUUUUUCUUUAAUGAGACCAAGCCACUCAUGUGGGGUUCCAUUGCCAUCCUCUCCUUCUCCAUUACCCUCCGGAUGUCAACAUGCUGGUUGAACCAGUAUGAUAGUCAAGGUUGUUGUUGGUCCUUCAUAAGACGAAGCUCUGGAUUCUUUCUUCAUUUGGGCAUCGUCCCAAUUCGGUGGGAGGAUGAGAUGUAAUCUUCUCUGUCUCGUCCUAAUUUCUCUGGAUAUUGGCGAAAAAAACAGGAUUUAUAAUUCGGCAACUCUCCCACAUUUUUUGGACUCCACAGGGUUAUUUUCUUGAACAGAAUUUCUCCUCCCUAUGGAGGAACAACGGAUAGAUUACUACCCAGUGAGGAAAUAACUCACUAACGGAGCUGGUUCGGCUUCUUUUGAUCGCAGGGCGGAUGUCGUCAUCUCGGUGCUGCUGGAGCUCUGGAUCUUCGCCCUGCUGAUCUUCUCGGGGAUCUCUCUGUACCUGAGGUACAUGAGGGUGGCCUUCUUGCUGAUAUGUGCGGCGACCCUCUUGUUUGUGUUUAUGAGAGUGGUGAAGCGGGUGAGGCAGAACAGGAAGAGCAAGCGGAGGAUGCUCUUGCCCCUGUCGAUGUAG
Spirodela intermedia is the source of this 1596-nucleotide messenger RNA. The record is from the annotation of a GenBank genome assembly. NCBI's taxonomy places the organism in Eukaryota, Viridiplantae, Streptophyta, Magnoliopsida, Alismatales, Araceae.